Thamnophis sirtalis is the source of this 3639-nucleotide messenger RNA. Lineage: Eukaryota; Metazoa; Chordata; Lepidosauria; Squamata; Natricidae. The record is from RefSeq and is a predicted model, not a curated record.
CAGAGCCUACACAAAGCCUGCGAAGUGGCCCGCGUCCACAACUACUACCCGGGCAGCCUAUUCCUCACCUGGGUCAGCUACUACGAGAGCCACAUCAACUCCGACCAGUCCUCGGUCAACGAGUGGAACGCCAUGCAGGAUGUCCAGUCCCACCGCCCAGAUUCCCCGGCACUCUUCACGGACGUCCCCACGGAGCGCGAGCGGACAGAACGCUUGAUCAAGACCAAGCUGCGAGAGAUUAUGAUGCAGAAGGAUCUGGAGAACAUCACGUCCAAGGAGAUCCGAACGGAGCUGGAAAUGCAGAUGGCGUGCAACCUGCGCGAAUUUAAGGAAUUCAUUGACAAUGAAAUGAUCGUCAUUCUGGGCCAGAUGGACAGCCCCACGCAGAUCUUUGACCACGUCUUUCUGGUGAGGCUUUCCUGCCACCGGAUAGUCUCACACAAAUGUACCCCUCACUUCCAGUUCCACUACAAACAACGUCACAACAAGCUCUGGCGUUCACACUCGGACAGUGAUCUCUCCGACCACCACGAGCCCAUCGGCAAAUCGGGCAUGGAGGUCAGCAAAAAGGAAAUCACCACCUCGGCCGACCGCAUCUCUGACAGCAAGUCCUCCGGCAGCCUCGUGGCGGUGCCCGUGGGGAUGGCCGCCAGCCCGCACGGACCUUUGCUGUGCCAUUUGGGCUCCGGGCCUUUGGCGAACCUUCCAGGCAAAGAGAGGGUCAUCCAGUUACAAAUCGCUCCCCGGGAUUUCGAGGCCGAGCAGAUGGAAGACCAGCUGAAUCUGAACAACCUCAACGGGUGCCCUUCCGGCGGCUGCCCGGCGGAGUCCGAGUCGCCCCUCGACAACUGCAACCCACCCGAGAGUUUACUUCAGCAAGGGGGGGGCGCCAUGAAAUCGGCCGGCGGGUUUCCCGAUUUGGCGGUGUCCGAUUUGGAAAACGACGCCCUCAAACCCGGCGACGGGAACGUCCACCUGGUGCCCAUGGAGGAGUUGGAGUCCUGCUUGCGAGACACGCCCAGCCCGCCCGCCAACCUUUCUCAGCCGGAGGAGGAAGAGGAAGAAGAGGAGGAGGAGGAGGAGGAGGAAGAGGAAGAAGAAGAGGAGGAGGAAGCCACGGCCGGAGGAGACUUCGGCACGGAUCGGAUCGACUUCUUCAGCGCUUUGGAGAAGUUUGUGGAGCUCUCGCAGGAGAAAAGGCCCCGGGCCUCAUCCCGGGCGGAAGACGCGGGCAACGGGCGGAAUGGAACGCCCCGGAUCUUGGCCUUGGAGCUGCUGCCUUGCGAUCCCACCGAGCAGGCCCAGCCAAGUGCCUCCGCGGGCAGCUCGCCACAGGCCUCGGAGGCCUCCUCUGUGGAGGAGGAGCAGCUGAAGCUCUCGGAACCAGAGCCAUCCGUGGGCCUGAUCCGCUCCCAUUCCCCUGUCGUCUCGGUCAAAGAAAUCGUCACGGAGAUCGAGUCCAUCCAUCAGGGAGGAUCCCAGGGACCUACCAAGGCAGAGACCACCAGCAAUCCGCUCCCAACGCCCAAGAAGACCCCCCUCCACGAGACCCCAGCCGAGGCGACCUGGCCUUCGAACAACAAGCACGGGAAGGCCGAGGAGGCAGCGGACGCGGCUGGUCCAGUCCCGAAAGAAGCUGCACGAGAACCGUUGAAACCGGAACACAAAGAGUCUUUGUUGCCCCCAACGCUUGCCUCUAAGCCAGACACGGAAGGGAGGGGCUCAGCCGAAGACCCCACAGAAGUCCGAAUCCUCCCUGGGCCCAAAUGGUGUCCCGGUUCUGUCCGACGGGCCACACUGGAGUUUGAAGAACGUCUACGGCAGGAGCAGCAAGAUUUGCAGCACGCUUCUCCGGUCGCCCUUUUCCCCGUCCGGAAGAAUUCCCGGAACGAGUCUGAUUCGGGCGCAAAAGGUAGAAAUGACGAUGCAGCUCACGAGCCAACCCAAUUUUCGAGAAAUAAGGAGAUCUCGAGAACAGGCAACGGCUCUGAGACGGAGACCGUCUCUGAACCUCCAACGUCGUCCGAGCCUUCCCAUCCACCGGAAGUCCCUGCGGAGGUGCCAAGCGUGACCCGCGAACACCGGAUGGUGCUUUGGAUGGAGGGUGACGAGGGACCUCCUCUGCUCAGCCCUCUCCCCAAAAGAAUUGAGAUCAUCGAAUACACGCCCGCUUUGCCAGGCACGGAGGUGGCCGAGAAGGGUAUCACUGCCCGGACCCCGGAGAAGACCGUGGAUGAAAACUGCAAUACCGCUUUCUGUUCGGAGACUCCUGAGUGCAGCCCGGAUUUGUCUGGGACACCAGAACAGGAGGGUGUCCCCUUCAGUGAAGCCCUCUUCUCUUGGGGAAGCCCGAAAGAGGGAGAAACGGGGGAAGCACCGUCCAACCCUGAAGCUCCCUCUUCUUCGGCCAACCAGGCGAGACACUCCCCUCCACCCUGUUCACGUCAAAACUACCGUCUCGGUCUGGAGGGUGUCACUCAGGACAGCACAAGCACCGAGCCUGAGCCAGCUCCCUCGGGGGGCUACGCUGGAAACGGGCACUUCUCCCUGGAGGAGAGGGGAAGGGCCUUCCCGUCCUGGACACGCUGGGACCCCAAUCUGGGAAAAAAUCCUCCGGGCAUUCCCUUGACCUAUCCUCUUCACUGCUCUCUCCCUCGCCGUUCCAGCUGCGACGGCUGCACCAAAGACAACAGCCAGGGGACAGGCCUGGUUAAGCAGCUGGCGAAAGAACUGGAAUCCCGCCUGCGGCAAGCCGGACUCACCGCACCCUCUCAAAUGAAACGCUCGGCGUCUUUGGCCAAACUAGACUCUCUGGGCUCGCUGAAGGACGACUUUCCCCGCGGUGGCUGCUGCCUGCCUACCAGCGCCCGAGCCGUCUCGCCGGAAUCUCUCCGGAUCCCCACGCCGGAUCCAGCCAUCUCUGCCCUGACCCUCCUGUCUCCCGAACCCACCCGGCAUUUGGUGGAACCGGUCAAGCUGUGGGAAUGCCUAGCCCUGAGCCGGCCGGUGGAACGGCCCCUGGCUCAAUUCGCCCAAGACUUCACCCCAACCUGUGGCCCCCCGGAAGGAACGUGGACUUGGGCCCACAGCUUGGGGCAGCCGGCCGCGCUCGCUCGAAAUGCCCCCGUCAGAACUCGGCUGCCCAGGAGGUUAAAAAAAUCUAACGAACGAAAACGAACCACCAACCCCAUCUAUAAUACGAUGUGAUCCCUGCCUCGGUUUCCCCUCCCUUCUCUUAACCCCCUCCUCCUCCUCCCCCCCCUUCAAACUUUUCACAAUCCCUCGCAGAUGUAAUAUAUAUACCGAAACAUGCACUUUAUUAGUUAGGUUAUUGUUUUAUUUGUACGGUCCCUACGUUUUUUUGCAUGUACAUUUUCGAGGCGGCUGAAAUUCGAGUUUAAAAAAACAAAACCCAACCUCCAUCCGUGCGAGUGGACUGCGAGAUGACCCCCCCCCCGUGGCGUUUUUGUGUGUGUGUGUGUUUGUUGUUUUAUUUCGUUUUUGUUCUUCAUUAGGUGGUGGUUGUGUUUGUUUUUUUUUUCUAUGACAAGAUUUUACCUCUAUUUUUUUUUUCCAGCUUUGCCUUAAAAGAACACCCUUUGUUUGCAAAAAAGAAGCCGUCGUGUUUUUUCCCCCUCG